AUGAGGCCGCCCCUUGGCACCGGGAGGCUGGUCCUGCCCAAGGGGGUCACUGGGCCCAUCAGGCCGGGGAAGUCUGGCCCUCGUACCCGGUGGCUUUGGCUGGAGCAGGACUGUGGGCUGGGUGGGGCCAAUGGGUGGCACCCAUUCCUGGUCACAGCAUUGGCUGCCCAGGUGCCAGGUGUGGUGGGUGGGGAGGAGGAGAGCCGGGCGUGCGGGCUUGCGGGUGCCAGGCUGUGGGCACCUUCACUGCUCCUGGACAGCAGCUGCAUGUCUGGGCCCCAGGGAGAAAGCCGGCAGGUAGGAGCCCCAGGCCGCCCGCCCCCAGGUGGGAGCGGGAGUGGGGCGCCCUCCUCCCCAGCCACAGCCUGGCUCUCGCCUCCGUGUCCUCCUCUGGACCCUGGGAAGAGUCCCGCCUUCCUGGGGCUGCAGGGGGACCGUCCCUCUGCGGUUCCCCUGGUGGCCUCUGACCAGGCGUGGCCGUCUGCCCCAUCCCCUGCCAAGCAAGAGCCCCCGGUGCCUCUGCUGCUGGGGCUGGAGGUCUUGCCUCCAUUCUCCCUGUCGGCCAUGGGGAUGUCUGGCCUCCAGAACCACAGGAGGAUCAACCCCUCUUGUUUCAAGAUUCCCGGUUGGUGGUCAUUCGUUAUGGCCACCCUGGGACACUCCUGCAGUGACAACCCAGAGGGCGGCGGCGCCGAGCUCCUGAGCCAUGUACACAGGCCUCACCUGCUCACCUGCUGCGCCCCCACCCCCUGCCCGGGCACCAGGCACACCCAGGGUCCCAUCCGUGCCCUGGCUGACGGGGGUGAGGGACAGGUGGGCUGCAAGACCUCCGCUGUCUUUUGGGGCUUCCAGGACCCCCCCCGCCAAAGCCUCGGCAGAAGCAGGGACGGGCGCGGCCAGCUCGUGGCGCCCAGGGAGGGAGAGGGCCCCAUGCAGGGUGCCGGCGACAGACAGGGCCCGGGCCUGUGCCGGGGCGAGAUCGAGUUUGGAGGGUGUGGGAAGAAGCGAGGCAAGUUCGUGAAGGUGCCCAGCGGCGUGGCCCCGUCUGUGCUCUUCAACCUCCUGCUGGCCGAGUGGCACCUGCCGGCCCCCAACCUGGUGGUGUCGCUGGUGGGCGAGGAGCGGCCUUUCGCCCUGAAGCCCUGGCUGCGGGAUGUGCUUCGCAAGGGGCUGGUGAAGGCGGCUCAGAGCACAGGAGCCUGGAUCCUGACCAGCGCCCUUUGCGUGGGCCUCGCCCGGCACGUCGGGCAGGCUGUGCGCGACCACUCGCUGGCCAGCACGUCCACCAAGGCCCGUGUGGUGGCCAUUGGCAUCGCCUCACUGGGCCGCGUGCUGCACCGUCAGCUUCUGGACGAUGCCCAGGAGAACAGCCCUGUCCACUACCCCACGGACAACGGUGGCACCCAGGGCCCCCUCUGCUCCCUGGACAAGAACCACUCACACUUCAUCCUGGUGGAGCCGGCGCCCCCCGGGAAGGGUGAAGAGCCCACGGAGCUGCGGCUGCGGCUAGAGAAGCACAUCUCGGAGCAGAGGACCGGCUACGGAGGCACCAGCAGCAUCGAGAUCCCCGUCCUCUGUCUGCUGGUCAACGGUGACCCCAGCACCCUGGAGAGGAUAUCCAGGGCCGUGGAGCAUGCUGCCCCGUGGCUGAUCCUGGCGGGCUCUGGGGGCAUCGCCGAUGUGAUCGCUGCCCUGGUGAACCAGCCCCACCUCCUGGUGCCCCAAGUGGCCGAGAAGCAGUUUAGAGAGAAGUUCCCCGGUGAGCACUUCUCCUGGGAGGACGUCGUGCACUGGACAGAACUGCUGCAGAACAUCACCUCCCACCCGCACCUGCUCACCGUGCAUGACUUCGAGCAGGAGGGCUCCGAGGAACUGGACACGGUCAUCCUCAAGGCGCUGGUGAAAGCCUGCAAGAGCCACAGUCAGGACGCACAGGACUACCUGGACGAGCUGAAGCUGGCCGUGGCCUGGGACCGUGUGGACAUCGCCAAGAGUGAGAUCUUCAACGGGGACGUGGAGUGGAAGUCCCGCGACCUGGAGGAGGUGAUGAUGGACGCACUGGUGAGCAACAAGCCCGAGUUUGUGCGCCUCUUUGUGGACAACGGCGCCGACGUGGCGGACUUCCUAACCUACGGGCGGCUGCAACAGCUCUACCGCUCAGCGCCCCCCAAGAGCCUGCUCUUCGACCUGCUGCAGCGCAAGCACGAGGAGGGCCGCCUGACACUGGCUGGGCUGGGCACCCAGCAGGCCCGGGAGCCGCCCACGGGGUCGCCCGCCUUCUCCCUGCAUGAGGUGUCGCGGGUGCUCAAGGACUUCCUGCACGACGCCUGCCGCGGCCUCUACCAGGCGGUGAGCGCUGGGCGGUGGCGGGGCUGGGCAGGGUCACGGCUGUGGGCUGACACCCCCAUCCUCCAGGAGCGGGGCCCGGCCCGGCGGCCCACGGGCCAGAAGGCGCUGCUGGACAUGAACCAGAGGAGCGAGAAGCCCUGGCGGGACCUGUUCCUCUGGGCGGUGCUGCAGAACCACCACGAGAUGGCCACCUACUUCUGGGCCAUGGGCCAGGAGGGGGUGGCAGCAGCCCUGGCGGCCUGCAAGAUCGUCAAAGAGAUGUCCCACCUGGAGACGGAGGCCCAGGCGCGCCGUGCCCUUCGCGACGCCAAGUAUGAGCAGCUGGCCCUGGACCUCUUCUCCGAGUGCUACCGCAACAGCGAGGAGCGGGCCUUCGCCCUGCUGGUGCGCCGGAACCGCUGCUGGAGCAGGACCACCUGUCUGCACCUGGCCACCGAGGCCGACACCAAGACCUUCUUUGCCCACGACGGGGUGCAGGCCUUCCUGACCAAGAUCUGGUGGGGGGACAUGGCCUUGGGCACAUCCAUCCUGCGGCUGCUGGGCACCUUCUUCUGCCCGGCCCUCGUCUACACCAACCUCAUCACCUUCAGUGAGGAGGCCCCACUGAGGACAGGCCCGGAGGACCUGCAGGAGCUGGACAGCCUGGACACGGAGAAGACCCUGCUCUGUGGCCCAGGCGGCCGGGCGGAGGAACUGGCCGUGGCGUCGAGGACUGAGAGCCGCCGAGGCCCACGGGCCGCCUUCCUGCUCACGCGCUGGCGGAAGUUCUGGGGGGCGCCCGUGACCGUGUUUCUGGGGAACGUGGUCAUGUACUUUGCGUUCCUCUUCCUGUUCACCUACGUCCUGCUGGUGGACUUCAGGCCCCCUCCGCAGGGGCCAUCGGGGGCUGAGGUCACGCUGUACUUCUGGGUCUUCACGCUGGUGCUGGAGGAGAUCCGGCAGGGCUUCUUCACAGACGAGGACACGCACCUGGUGAAGAAGUUCACGCUCUAUGUGGAGGACAACUGGAACAAGUGUGACAUGGUGGCCAUCUUCCUGUUUCUCGUUGGUGUCACCUGCAGGAUGCUGCCCUCGGUGUUUGAGGCCGGCCGCGCGACCCUCGCCAUCGACUUCAUGGUGUUCACGCUGCGGCUUAUCCACAUCUUCGCCGUCCACAGGCAGCUGGGUCCCAAGAUCAUCAUUGUGGAGCGGAUGAUGAAGGACGUCUUUUUCUUCCUCUUCUUCCUGAGCGUGUGGCUCGUGGCCUACGGCGUGACCACCCAGGCACUGCUGCACCCUCACGACGGCCGCCUGGAGUGGAUCUUCCGCCGCGUGCUCUACCGGCCGUACCUGCAGAUCUUCGGGCAGAUCCCGCUGGACGAGAUCGAUGAAGCCCGUGUGAACUGCUCCGUGCACCCCCUGCUGCUGGAGGACGCGCCCUCCUGCCCCAACCUCUACGCCAACUGGCUGGUCAUCCUCCUGCUAGUCACCUUCCUGCUGGUCACCAACGUGCUGCUCAUGAACCUUCUCAUCGCCAUGUUCAGCUACACGUUCCAGGUGGUGCAGGGCAACGCGGACACCUUCUGGAAGUUCCAGCGCUACCACCUCAUCGUGGAGUACCAGGAGCGGCCCGCCCUGGCCCCGCCCUUCAUCCUCCUCAGCCACCUGAGCCUGGUGCUCAAGAGGCUCUUCCAGAAGGAGGCCCCGCAGAAGCGGGCGCGCCUGGAGAGGGACCUGCCAGAGCCCCUGGACCAGAAGAUGGUCACCUGGGAGGCGGUGCAGAAGGAGAACUUCCUGAGCCAGCUGGAGAAGCGGAGGAAGGACAGCGGGGAGGAGCUGCUGCGGAGGACGGCCCACAGGGUGGACUUUGUAGCCAAGUACCUUGGGGGCCUGAGAGAACAGGAGAGGCGGGUCAAGCGUCUGGAGUCUCAGGUCAACCACUGCACGGUGCUCCUCUCCUCCGUGGCUAACACGCUGGCCCACAGCAGCACCUACUGGAACUCCGAGAACUUCGGUGGUGGGAACCCACAGGCCUCUGCUGACCACGGAGGGGGCCUGUGCAGCCGGGAGCACACAGAGGCUGGCCAGCCGCCCUCCAACGCCUGA
Hippopotamus amphibius kiboko is the source of this 4434-nucleotide messenger RNA. RefSeq names its product transient receptor potential cation channel subfamily M member 5 (gene TRPM5). Gene Ontology annotation, cellular component: membrane. Gene Ontology annotation, biological process: calcium ion transmembrane transport. Gene Ontology annotation, molecular function: ligand-gated calcium channel activity; calcium-activated cation channel activity. The record is from RefSeq and is a predicted model, not a curated record. The transcript has 27 exons. Bases 1 to 4434 code for a protein of 1477 amino acids. Lineage: Eukaryota; Metazoa; Chordata; Mammalia; Artiodactyla; Hippopotamidae.